Molecule: messenger RNA, 6009 nt
Organism: Naumovozyma dairenensis CBS 421
Lineage: Eukaryota; Fungi; Ascomycota; Saccharomycetes; Saccharomycetales; Saccharomycetaceae
Gene: CCH1
Product: calcium channel protein CCH1
Exons: 1
Coding region: 1-6009 (2002 amino acids)
Biological process (GO): calcium ion import across plasma membrane
Cellular component (GO): membrane; voltage-gated calcium channel complex
Molecular function (GO): high voltage-gated calcium channel activity; calcium ion binding
Source: RefSeq, a predicted model, not a curated record
AUGGAUGGCAGAAGGAGCAGGGCUUUUACUGAGCCAUCUGAAGCACAAGACAUUUUUCGAGACCCUGAUGAUCAAACUAAUCAUAAUGGACAAGACGCUCCUAAACCAAUAAUAAUACCCCAACUGAAUAUCAUACCCCCACACAACCAAUCAGAUGAAACAUUAGAGGGCAGUAGUACACAGUUAGAAUCAAAGAUGGCUAAAAUCUUUAGGACUCAUAUUGGCUACAAUAAGGAUACAAGAAAACAUCCAAAACUAUCAUUGCGUACUAAUUCUGAUUCUCAGAUAAGUAUCCAAUCUGAUGGCAUCUCACCAAAUAUCCAUUCUGCAUUUCCAACUUUGCAAAAUAUAGGAACCAAAGAUGAACGACUUCGAAGCCCACUACCAAGUGAAAGAUCUAAUAGGCGGCCAUCUGCUUCCAGUAGUAACCCAGAUGCACCGCCAAGAUCUGCCAAAGUCUUAUCAUUAAUCGCUCCUGAGGAUAUGGACGAAUUUGAAGAUUUGGAGAAAGAAUUUAGAAAUGCCAUAGAUGAAAAAGGUUUGACCUGGCUGCCGCAGGUAUCGCCGAAGAAGCCUGCCACUGUCGAUACCACUUCACAAAACGGUCAUGAUGAACUACGUGUAUCAGGUAAAUGGUCUUAUAACAAUGAACAAACACCAGAAGAGGGGCCAAGUAGAACACCCAACUCAGCUGGAGUAUAUGGAGAUGGUUCAAUAUUUGUAGACGAUAUUGGAUCGAAAGAAUUGGAUACAUCGUUUAAAGAGAAUGAUAUUGCAGUAUCCACUAUUUCAUUACCUUUACCAGAUUUUGAACAACCACUAAAUAAACCUAUCCUUAAGACACUAAAACUAUAUGGUAAUUCGAUUGCUAUGAUUCCUCCAACCAAUCCCAUUAGAAUUCGGUUGGCUAGAUUCCAUACAGACCGAAGGUACAAAACUGCCUAUUUCUUACUACUAUUGUUCUUCACCAUCCUUUUAUCAUACAGAACGUAUAACCCUCGCAAUGUUGAUUUUUUCUAUAUAUUAACGAAUUGGUCGGAUUACGUGAUACUCACAUUAUUUGCUUAUUUCACAGUUAAUGAUAUUACAAAAAUUCUGGCGUUUGGAUUUUGGGAUGAUUCUCAAAUGUUUGAUGCACAAGGUCGAAAUUACAGAACGAUAGUUAAUCGUAUUGGGUUUUGGAAAUCAUACAAGCACUUGAGGAAGAAAUACGGUUCAAAUAUUAUAGAUUUUUUCAUCCCGCCCAAACUUCUUAAUUUGGAGGAAAAGGCCAAAUCAAAAAAGCAUCAUCUAAAAAGCUCCUUAACAAAAGAAGAAUUUGAGCAAGAAGAAAAGUUAUUCUAUUCUCCACGGGCAUUUGCGCGUUCAUCAUGGAAUAGAAUCGAUCUAGUAUCGUCAUUUUCUUUUUGGCUCGGUAUCUUCUUAUCCAUAAGAGGUUAUGACAAGAGAGUUGGUAUACGAGUUUUCAAACCACUUUCGGUCUUGAGAAUAUUACGCUUAGUAAAUACAGAUACAGGUUUGUCAUCGAUUUUGAGGGGGGUAAAACAUGGUAUUCGCCAAUUGAUUAACGUAGGUUUUAUGUUGGUUUAUUUCUGGGCCUUUUUCGGCAUACUUGGUGUACAGACUUUUAAAGGUUCCUUCAGAAGACAAUGUGUUUGGAUUAAUCCGGAAAACCCAACUGACACAUACCAAUAUAGUAAUCAAUUUUGUGGUGGUUAUCUUGAACCUGUAACAAAGGCUAGAAUGCCAUAUGUAUUUGCUGAUGGAUCGCCAGGUCCUAUCUCAAAAGGGUUUCUCUGUCCCCAGUAUUCUCAAUGUAUUUCUAAUUCUAAUCCAUAUAACGGAAGAAUAAGCUUCGAUAACAUUGUCAACUCUAUGGAAAUGGUUUUCAUUAUUAUGAGUGCCAAUACAUUUACGGAUUUGAUGUACUAUACAAUGGAUUCAGAUGAAAUGGCAGCUUGCCUUUUCUUCUUAUUCUCUAUUUUCGUUCUAACAAUAUGGAUGAUGAAUUUACUUAUUGCCGUCUUAGUUUCUUCAUUCGAAUUAGCUAACGAAAAAUUCAAAAGGAAAAAACUGGUAGCACCUUCUUAUGAAAGUAUGCCAGUUCGAUUCAUUAAGGGUUAUUGGAAAUAUUUUCAAGUAAAGGCUGCUCAGACCAAAUUCCCCAAUUGGGCCAGCAGAAGUCUUCGCUAUUACAGAAAAAUUGAGUGGACUAUGGUCGUUCUCAUUCUUACUGAUUUAAUUAUGCGAUCUUGUAUUGAUGCCACCACCACCGCUGACUCUCUUCUAUAUUUCGCCAAAGUUGACAGAGCAAUUUCAAUCGUACUUUUUCUGGAAUCUAUGUUUCGAUUGCUUUGCCAUUUCCCUAACAUAUGGAAGUUUCUGACUAAUACAAGUUAUGUUUAUGAUUUCGUUAUUUCUAUCGUAACAUUAAUCACAUCAUGCUUAGCCGCUGAUAAACGAUUAGGACGUGUAUAUUAUUGGCUUUCAAUUUUCCAAAUCUCCAGAUUUUAUAGAGUCAUUCUCUCCUUUCCGUUUGUCAAGAAAUUAUGGAAACAAGUUUUAAAAAAUGGUAUUAUGAUAUGGAACUUGUCUUCAUUUUACUUUUCCCUCACUUUCCUUUCCUCUAUCAUCAUGGCAUUAUAUUUCGAAGGAGUGAUUCCAUUGGAUGCCAUGCAGGAUAAUUUACUGGGAAUGACAUCAUUGCCAAAUUCAUUUUUAUCUUUGUUUGUCAUUGGGUCCACGGAAAAUUGGACUGAUAUACUUUAUGCUUUGCAGCAAUAUUCUCCUAACAUUUCAUCAGCGUUCUUCUGCUCAGUGUUGCUCAUUAUAUGGUUUAUUCUCUCCAAUUCUGUUGUUUUGAAUAUUUUCAUUGCUUUGAUAUCACAAAGUUUGGAAAUUGAUGAAGACCAAAAAAGACCUCUACAAAUUAAACAUUACCUAAAGUACGUAUACCCACAAAAGAUUCAAGAAUAUACACAUGCAACAUUAAUCACUAGGAUAAGAAAGAAAUUUUUCUCUCGAACUUCACCACAAGAAACAAGCGAUUUUAAACAAUUUUUGAUUCGAGGUACAGCAAUCAUGAAUAUUGCUCAGAAUAUGGAUGAAUUAGCGAAAGAACUUAAGGAAUCACAAGAAGAUGCACCACUAAACACGGUUUUCUUUUGGUGUAGGAAACUCAUAGCAUAUAUUCCAUUUAAAAAGAUUAGACUAUAUUCAGAUAAUCCAUUCUAUAAAAAGCCAGAGGUAGUCUUCACUGAAGUGAAUGACACUAAUGGGAAAACAUAUGUUCUUGAAUUGAACGAAUUUGAAGAUGAGAAACUUGCAUAUUUAAGAAUGCAUCCUGCUUUCAAUUAUUCCUACUUCAUCUUCCCACCUAGACAUAGAUUUAGAAAGUUUUGCCAACGCCUAGUACCUCCAAGUACAGGCAAAAGAACCGAUGGUAUCCGAUUCUAUGAAGAUGAAACAGAUUUAUACAGUAAAAGAAGAUAUUUUCAUCAUUUAGAAAGGGACGUAUUUGUCUUUCUUUAUGCUAUUGUUACUGUUUUGCUAGUUGUUUGUUCCUGUUAUGUGACACCAAUAUAUCGAAGAGAUCAUCAUAUGAACGUAUGGAGUUGGGAUACAUCUUUGGAUUGUGCUUUCAUUUUUGUAUUCCUAUUUGAGUUUAUGGUAAAGACCGUUGCCGAUGGUUGGCUAUACUCUCCUAAUGCAUAUAUAAGAAAUCCAUGGAAUUUAAUUGAUUUCUUGGUUUUAGUUUCGCUAAUAAUUAACCUCGUUUCUUAUUUGCACAAUGAAGGUAAUGUUUCGCGUAUUUUCAAAGGGUUGACAGCGUUAAGAGCUUUGAGAUGUUUGACAAUCAGUACAACCGCUAGACAAACUUUUACGCUGGUUAUGUUUGACGGUAUCAAAAAGAUUGGUGAAGCAGGCCUAAUAUCAUUUAGCUUAUUGUUUCCUUUUACUGUAUGGGGUCUGAAUCUGUUUAGAGGGCGCUUAGGGAAAUGUAAUGAUUCUUCGAUGGGUCUAAAUUCAUGUUUUAAUGAAUACACAGAAGAAGUUUUUCAAUGGGAUAUUAUGAUGCCAAGAGUCUACCAGCAACCGCAUUUGUAUUUUGAUUCCUUUGGAAGUGCUUUCAGAUCACUCUACGAAAUUAUCUCUCUAGAAGGAUGGGUAGAUCUUUUGGAAGAUAUCAUGAAUAGUACAGGUGUAGGUUCCAUCCCAUCAGCUUUUUCUUCAGCGAGUAGUGCAGCUUUUUUGGUUCUGUUCAAUUUCUUAAGUAUGGUAUUUAUCCUCAAUUUGUUUGUUUCAUUUAUCAUCACCAAUCAUGCCAAAACAACAGGCCAAGCAUACUAUACCAUCGAAGAAAAAUCAUGGCUUGAAUCCUUGAAACUACUAACCCAAGUUAAACCAAAAGCCAUCCCUAAUCUUCUUGAAAUAUCCAACUUUAGAAAAUUUUGUUAUAGAAUAGCCGUUGAAAAGACCAACUUUUAUUACGCAAUGUUCCUCCAGAUUGUAUUGUAUGUACAUAUCUUGAUGCUACUAACAAAGAGGUAUACUAAGUCAACAACCAAAACUUCUGCUGAUACGAUAUAUUUUAUGAUUUCAACAACGAUAUUUCUAAUACAAGAAUUACUACGUCUUUGUGGCGAAGGCCUCCACCUGUAUAUCAAGCAAAAAUGGAACAUAAUAAGACUUAUUAUUUUGAUGGAUUCUUUUGUUUUAACCAUCAUUGGGUUUAGCGUACCAUAUAUCUGGGUUUGGUUUCAUAAUAUGAAGGAAGUUUUCCAUCUAAUAUUCUUUCUAUUCCUCAUUCCUCAAAAUGAUAUGCUGAGUGAAUUAAUUGAAACAGCGAUGGCAAGUUUACCACCAAUCCUUUCCUUGACUUAUACAUGGGCGAUUUUAUUUUUGGUUUACGCAAUUGCAUUGAAUCAAAUUUUUGGCCUCACAAGAUUAGGUCCAAACACAACAGAUAAUUUGAAUUUUAGAACAGUGAUCAAAAGUUUGAUUGCUUUGUUCAGAUGUAGUUUCGGAGAAGGUUGGAACUAUAUAAUGGAUGAUUUGACAGUACUUGAACCUUAUUGUUACGUUAACGAUGUUGGCAACAGUGAUUGCGGGUCACUCACGUAUGCCUACAUUCUACUAAUGUCUUGGAAUGUACUUUCCAUGUACAUUUUCAUGAAUAUGUUCAUUACUUUGAUUAUUGGUAAUUUUAGUUACGUUUACAGAGGUGGUGGUGCUAAAUCGGAGAUUAAUCGUUCGGAGAUCAGGAAGUUUGUUGAAGCAUGGGCAAAAUAUGAUUCGGAUGGUACGGGUGAGUUGGACUUUAGUUAUUUGCCGCGAUUAAUGCAUUCUUUUGAUGGUCCAUUAUCUUUCACAAUUUGGGAAGGAAGAUUGACCAUUAAAAACUUAGUAGCUAAUUAUAUGGAGGUGAAUCCGAAUGAUCCGUAUGAUGUUAAGGUAGAUCUCGAAGGACUGAACAAGGAAUUGUCAACUCUGGAUAAAGGUAAGGUGUUACAAAGAAGAUUACAGUACCGGAGAUUCGUUCAAGAAGUUUAUUAUACCAAUGCUUAUAGAGGAGCUCUGAAGUUUUCAAACUUACUCCAGCAAAUCCCAUUAUACACUGCAUAUAAUCCAAGAGAAUGUCUUGGUAUUGAUCAUUAUGUUCGUUAUUUGUACACGAUGGGUAAAGUUGAUAAGUAUUUGGAUAAUCGACGUAAUGUGGAUGUUUUAGACAUGGUCGUUACGAGAUGGAAAUACCGUUUCAGAAAGAAUCAUGGUGCUAAUAAUGAAAAUCAUCUAUUAACUAGAGUAACGCCAGUCGAUCAGAUCUCUGAGGUAAACUUCCCGGACAGCUCAGAAGAAGUUAAUCAAAACGUCUUACCGCCUUUGACUACACCAAGGAUGGAUUUUGGUGUCAACAAUUUUAUGUGGUCACCUAGGAAUGCAGAACAUAGCCACAACCCAUUUGAGAAUCUAUCAACCUCAGAAGAACAUGAAGCUGAUGAUAUUUGA